Erinaceus europaeus (western European hedgehog) is the source of this 1531-nucleotide messenger RNA. It is a transcript of the gene RHBDD2, whose product is annotated as rhomboid domain containing 2. Gene Ontology annotation, molecular function: serine-type endopeptidase activity. The transcript is spliced from 4 exons. The record is from RefSeq and is a predicted model, not a curated record. NCBI's taxonomy places the organism in Eukaryota, Metazoa, Chordata, Mammalia, Eulipotyphla, Erinaceidae. Bases 75 to 1169 code for a protein of 364 amino acids. Gene Ontology annotation, cellular component: membrane.
CGCAGGGAGGCGGAAGGAGCCGAAGCGCAGUCAGACUGUCGCUCGGCGGCGGUGAGCUCGCAGCGCUGGCGGCCAUGGCGGCCUCGGAUCCCGGCGGUCGCACCUGGCUCCUGUUACCCGAGGUGCCGUCCGCCACCUUCUUCACCGCGAUGCUCUCGCUGAUAGUGUCCGGGCCGCGCCUGUUCCUGCUGCCGCAGCCCGCGGCGCCCUCCGGCCUGUCGCUCAAAUCCGAAGCCCUUCGCGACUGGCAAGUCUACAGGCUGGUGACCUACAUCUUUGUCUAUGAGAACCCCGUCUCCCUGUUCUGUGGGACCCUCCUCAUCUGGCGCUUCGCCGGCCACUUCGAGAGGACCGUGGGCACCGUCCGCCACUGCUUCUUCACCGUCAUCUUCGCCCUCUUCACUGCCAUCAUCUUCCUGUCAUUCGAGGCUGUGACCACCCUGUCGAGGCUGGGCCACGUGGAGGACGCCACCGGCUUCGCCCCCGUGGCCUUCGCCAUGUUGGGGGUCAACUCAGUCCGUUCCCGCAUGCGCAGGGCCAUGGUGCUGGGCAUGGUGGUGCCCACCGUGGUGGUGCCCUGGCUGCUGCUGGGUGUCUCCUGGCUCAUGCCCCAGACUUCCUUCCUCAGUAAUGUCUGCGGCCUGGGCGUUGGGCUGGCGUACGGCAUCUCCUACUGCUACUCCAUCGACAUCCCGGAGAGCGUGGCAGUGAAGCUGGACCAGAAGUUCCCCUUCACCCUGAUGCGAAGGUUUUCCAUGCUUAAGUACAUCUCAGGCUCCUCGGCUGAACGCCGGGCAGCCAACUCCCGGAAGCUGACCCCCGUGCCUGGCUCCUAUCCCACACAGACUGGCCACCCGCACCUGAGUACUGGGGUCCCCGUGGGCCCGCUACAGCUCGCCAGCGCCCAGAAGCUGCCCCCCUGGCCGGCCUGCGUGCCCGGUUACCUGCCCAGCCUGCCCCCUUACCAGCCCGCCGCCGGCCUGUGCUACGUGCAGAACCAUUUUGGCGUCUACCCUGACUCCUCGGGCAUCUACCCUGCUUCCGCGGGGGCCUCCCUAGGAGUACAGCCCCCCGCCCCCCUCAACUGCCCGGGCACCGUAUACUCGGGCACCCUAGCCCCCCCAGGCGCCGUGAGCAUCAAGGAGUGCUCCAGGGUCCUGAUGCCCUGAGGGCAGGGGGAUGAGAGUGAUAUAUUUAUUGAACACCUAUGUGCCACGCUCCCCGUCAAGUCCUCGACACCUCCACCCUGGUUCAGCCCCCCUCAUCCUUCGGGCUCCACCCUCAGCUCCCUGCCAGCCUCCCCAGAGGAGACCCCCCAUGGCCUGGCAUUAUCUCCCGGCCAGUGUGUCGUGCUUGUGGUUGUUCCGUGUCUCACGCCUCAUGUCUGGCCUCUGGGUGCCCCCCACCCUGACCCAUGUGGUGUUUCUCUCCCGCAGUGCCCCCUCCCCACCCCGGCCCAGUGUGAAUCCCAGCAGCACGCUGGGGGCCUGAGCGCCCAUCACCUUUGUAUAAAGACACUGCCUCUAACCUA